AUGGAUUUGGAUAUGUCUGAAACCAUCACAUUGACACAAAUAAAAAACGGUAACUUUAAACCAAACAUCUCAUAAAGUUUCAUGCCCUUUUUUUUCCCGCGUUGCAGAGUUCUUCGCAUUAUCGUAUCAAAGAACAGAGGAAAAAAACAGAGUGUGACCGUACAGGAGGGUUUGGGAUGUAAUCAGUUCAGAGAAAUGAGGAACGUCUUCAAGAACAUAACCGGUGGGACCGGUAACGUUCUUCCGGCCAGUGUUCAGGGCAGAAGUUGACAUCACCAAUCUUGUCGGAGACCCACAUGUCUGACUACCGGAGAGAGAAGCAAUCAAGCGGAGACCCGUGUCGAAGCUCAAUGAUCGAUAUUUUCUACUGAGUCUAUGGAUUAAAGACCCAAAUUGGUGAUGAUCGGUUUCAGAGGCGGUACUCCGGUUUGAGGGUGACCGGAAUCUAUACGAAUCUAUUUAUUUGUGGUCGAAUCAUAUGUGUUUAACUGACAAUAUAUUAAACAAUACUGACAAACGGCUUUUUAAUAAUUAUAAUAAAAUGCAAUAAACAAGACCUCAAUGACACUGAUUUUUUUUUUUUCCCUCAAACGAGACAACUUUAAUAUUGAGAAUUUUAAGAGCAAAAGAAUGUUGUUGGGCCUUCUUAAUGCAAUUGUUCGGCCCACAGAACCUUGCAUAUGUUCUAAAUUGCCAAUAGACGACUAAGCUCUUAAGCCCAUCCAUUUUUCUGAACUAACCAUAAUUUGCCUCUCCCGAUAUUUGUUUAACUUAUGUAAAUUUCAUAGGUUAUAUCCUUUUUACUAACUUAUGUAACUUCGUUUUAGUGCCAAUUGUUUAAUGAGUUUACGUCUGGUUUAGUUUUCAAUAGUGUACUUUCACAUCAUCACAUGAAAUAUUUAUGGUAGAUUAUACUAGAAAACUAUAAAUUAUAUUUUAAGCUUUUUCUAUCAAGUCUUACUCCUUAAUCUUUUUGUUUUUGUUGUUUUUGUUGUUUUUGUUGUUGUUGUUGUUGUUGUUAGGGUGAAUUAGCCAAAUGACCAAAUUUGAGAAGGAAAUUAAGUGCAUACCAUUGAUUUUGACAUAAUAAAGCCCAUAACAAUUAUGUCAACUUCUAUCCGGUAAUGCCCUUUUUUUGUUCAAGUUGUCAGUAAUAGAGAGAGAAACUGAUGACAUCAACAAUUUGACACCCCACAAUUAAUUAUCACACGUAAUUCAAUCAACACCACACUUUUGUUUAACACAUAAAUAUACAUCUAAUUUUUCUAUACCAUAUUACUAAAAAUAAUAUGAUUCAAAAUCCACUCACACCUAGUAAAUACUAAACUUUAAUCCAAACCUCAACUCCAAAAUAAUAAACCCUAAACUUUAAACAUCACCCUUCCAUCUAAAUACUAAACCCUAAACCCUAAUUACUGAACCCUAAACCCAAAUAUAAACCUUAAACCCAAUUAUCAAAAUCUGAAAAUAGUAUAUAAUAUUAUAUAAUAUUAAACUAAAUCCAAACAAAACUCCUCAAUGCUAAACUCAAACCUAACUUUUGAAUACUAAACCCAAAAAUGCUAUCACUAAACCCAAAUCUAAACUCCCACCUUCCAAAUACUAAACUCUAAAUCCUAAUCACUAAACUCUAAACCCAAGUAUAGACUAUAAACCCAAAUAGAAUGGAACAAAAUACAUAGUAUAGUAUAAAUUGGUAAGCAAGAAAAAACACUUUUUUUUAAUCGUCAAAUAGAACAUACAUAAUACGGUCACUAAACCCAAACAUCAACCCCCACCUUCCAAAUACUAAACCCUAAAUCUUAAUCAUUAAACCUAAACCCAAGUAUAAACUCUAAACCCAAAUAGUAUAGAAGAAAAUAAAUAGUAUAGCACAUAUAGUUGUAAACAAGAAAUUGAUAAAUAAUGAAUUUAUCAAACAAUCGAUGGUACAAUAAUACAACAACCGUAGCAUACUAUUUAGUUUGGUACUUGCGAAUUGUACAAAAAUAUAAGAAUCGUACUAUACUAUAAUUUUCUUUCACUACAUAUAGUAUAGUCGACGAGUUCAUCUUCUUCACAUCUUCCUCUUUUUACAGACAUGGUGAUACACACAUUCACUAGUCCAGAGUAAUUAUUCUUCAUCAUACCAUAUCAAUACAGCAUACUAUAACAAUUUAAAUAACAAUGAAAAAAAUCAAGAUGAACAACAUUGAAAAAAACUAAAAAAAAAAAAAUUGUGAUGUCACCUCGUUGUUGUCUACGGUGUCAUCUUCUUCUCCAAACUCAAUUCCACAAGCCCAAAAUCUAUAUUAUUUCUUAAUCUAGUGGUUUGUGUUCGUAUGUAUAAAAAAAACAGAGAUUGGAGGAGAAGAGGAAGAAGAAGAGAAAGAGCUGUGAAAGAAUGAUAACCACAAUUUAUUAAAUUAUUUAUUUAAUAUUUCUUUUGAUAAAUAACUCUCAGCAGGUCACACAGGUUGAAUUGAAGGGUAAUAUAGCAUUAUUACAUAAAAUACAUGUACUGUAGAUGAAAGUUAGGGGUUUUAGUUAUGUAAUGAAUUAUAAUUUGUUUGAAGGUUAUACAGCCAAAUUUCCCUUAAUAUCCAAUUCAACCUGAAAAAGUACAACUAAUUGAGUCGGAACCGUUCUCAAAGAACGUACGAAUCAAGAAGAGCAAAACUUCUCAUUUUUAAGGUGUAGUAUUCCCUCUAAAUUUAAAGUUCAGCUAAAUAAUACAAUAAAACUGUGGUCCUGUGGACACUAAUAUUUGUAUGUAUAAGUCAAGAAACCUAUCUUCAUCCAGUAUCUAAUGUCAUACCAUAUAUCUAAUAUUUUAAAACAAAAGAAACUUGAAAUAAAUAAAAGAUUACGUCGAGGAAUAUUGUUUCUUGUUUUCCAUUUUUUUUUUCAAGUUUUGACUCAUUUAUUUGGUUGCUUUUUCUAUUUUUAAUAAUGCUGAUAAUUUUUUUGUAAUAAUACAUCACACCAGUGUUCUACGAAUUUCGAUGUGUUUGCAAAAAAAUCAUAACCUAAAUUGUUUUUCUGUUUAAAUCUUCAUUUAGCAUCCAAAAAGUUAGAACUGAUGAUUCAGAACUUCAUGAUACGAAAUGGGAUCAAAACGAAGCUAAAAACUUCUGUAAGUUUUACAUUUACUCUAAAAAGUUAUAGAGAAUUACAUAAAAUAAAAAUUAUGACAAAAUAUAUGAUAAUCCAGACAAAGAGGCAAUCAUUAGCAUCUAUAUGUUUUAUUCAGGACAUAUCUUUGGCCCCUCCAUGAUUUCAUUCUUUGACUCCCAACAUUUAAAAAAAAAAAAUCUUUAGUUAACAAUAUGUAUAACAUAACUAUGAUGUGUAUUCUCUAUACACAUAUAUAUAUAUAUAGGAUUUUUUUCCUCUUUUUCCUUUGGUGGUGUUUUACCGUUGGGAUUGAGAUGAUCUUUUGUGUAUUCUUAACUCAAAUCUCUUAACGAUAAAGUUACAAUCCUUGAGAAAUCGAAAUGCUUUUAGCUUAAUAUAUAUUCUAUUUGUUUCACAAUAGAUGAUGUUAUUCCUUAGAGUAUGAUUAACCCGAAGUUCUUAAGAUGGUCCUUAUUUAAGAACCGGUUCUUAAAGUCCUUUAAGAAUCGGUUCUUUAAGAGUCGGUUCUUAAAGUCCUUUAAGAACCGGUUCUUAUCUUUUUUAGUUAAAAGUUAAGAAACAGUUUCUUAACUUCUGCUAAGAACCCCACUCUAAAAACCCCGGAUUAAUCAUGAUUUUAGUGCACAAAGAUUAAGAAAUUUAUUUUUUUUCUAAAAAAUAAUUUUAAAAAUAUUAUUUAAUAAUUAUUUAAACAAUUACAGAAAUGACUACAACAUUUAAUUGGCUACACAGUUUAAAAAAUAACAUAAAAAUAUCAAAACAUCGACGAGUUUGAAGAUCUAAAACUACAAUCCAAUUCAGAUGUAUCGUUUGUGGAGCCUACAUUAUUCUUAAUUCAUACAUCAUAAAGAGCCGUCUCAGGUUAUUGACAUGACACUUUCUAGACCAACAGUCAGGUUUUUAAAAACUCUUUAAAAUACAGCGUCACAGGAACUCAAGAACGAUAAUGACUUUUCUGCGACGAAUGAUUUUCGUUUAUUCAUAAAAUUCCGUUGUUCGUUUAUAUAAUUAUAUUUUCGUUACGGACAGAAACUUUUUUUGUAUUCUAUCUUACGUUUAUGAUCUCAGCAUGAAGCUUAUUCGCAAAGUUUAAGGGUACGGUACACGUUUCUUUUACCCUUGUAUCCUAUUUAUUCGCUUGGUUUCUUGGUUUAGCUUUGACCGUAUAUAUAUAGAUAUAUAUAUAUAUAUAUCUAUAGAAAUUGAUGAAAAACCAUAGAAGAUUGAUUUAUGCGAUAGAACUUUAUAAUCAUUACAGUCAAGGUACUCGAGAUCAAUGAAGAAAAAAAAACAUAUAUUCAUAAUUCAUCUAGAGUAUUAUGAAAUGGUAUGUUAGAGAACGCGUACAAUAAAUAUGUUUCAAGAACAAAUACUUCUUUCAUCAAGAAAAGGAACAGGCACUGCUUUAAAGUUUAAACUAAUACGCGUAAUAUUUUCAGGGUUAUACUUCAUUAAACAUUUGAUAGGAAAAGGAAAUUAUUGUCUGAUUUGAAACAUAUGUAAGAAGAAUAUAAUUGUCAUGAUUUCGUAAUUCAUGCUAACGUAAACGGAACUACAAGGACACCAUAUAUAAUAAUAUAAAACAAAUCAAAUUAAACUACAACACGAAUAUAAUAAGAAAAGUAAGGGAUGGUGUGGUCCAUAUGAUGGGUACACUGCUCAAAUUGCCUUACUUAUCAAGCAAUCUCUUAAUUCCUUUAUCUCUGCAGAAAUUGAAAUAAAAUAAAAUAAAACCAAAUUUGAAUAACAAAAGAAUAAUGAUCACUUCCUCCAGCUCGAUGCCCAUGUGACCUAUCUUCCUCUUCUCGUCUUUUUUUCGUCGUCUUUCUUUUCUUUUUUUUUGGGUUUUUAUUUGAUAAACAUCUCUUCUUCUUCUUCUUCUUCUUCUUCUUUUAUUUUGUUUAUUAAUUCUCUUUUGUUCUUAACCUUCCGCAAAUUCAAAACUACAACAUUAUUUCCUUGACUAGAAGUUACUAUAGAUUUAGAAGGUGGAUAUUGGGACGGAACGUAGGGUGCAGUAAUGCUAAAAAACGUAGAGUGAAGUAACUAUAGUUGCCAACAAAUGGUAUUUUAUAUGUAUAAACCAUAUAAAAUUAACAUAAGAUUUUCUCGUACAUAAUCCAUGUACUUAAUUUACUUAAAUUAUUUAUUAACAUAUAGAGUAUACACACACAUAUACAACAUAGACACUGCCACACUGCCACACACACACACACACACACACAUAUAUAUAUAGUACUGGACUACAUAAUUAUCAUUUGAAAUUUCAUCAUUUACAAAGGGUUAAGUUAACAGUGGUGAAUCUCAAAUUUCUUUCCGAACAUAAAACUCACAAUCAAUCAUAAAGAUAACAUAAUAAUUUUGAUAACUUAAUUAUAUAUAUAUAUAUAUAUAAAUCCAUACCACAAUACAACAUAAAAGUCACAAAAUUUAGAUUUAUAGGAAUAUGCACUGUGUACAGUCACAUUUACAGACACGUAUACAUUAUUUACAUAAACAUAAGUAAUUAUAAUUUCGAAGUGUUGUAUGCUUUUGUAGAUAUAACAAGAACCGCUUCAAAGACUCAUAUCGGCUUCUUGAACCAGCAAAGGCGAAAUAAAAGGUGGGUCAGUGAAUGGGUUUCAGAGCCACCUUUUCCUUUUUCUCGCUUACUUCUUCAGUUAAAGUUUGAGAUAAACACACAUUUAUAUAUAGACAACAUUAAUAUAUUAAUUCCCUAAAAUAUCUCUCGUAUGUUUUUAUUAAUUUAUACCCUUCACAUCCGAACUCGUACUUUCUUCUUCUCCCCAUUUACUUCUUCGUUUCUUAACUCUCUCUCUACUCUUUGCUAUCUUUCUCUCUCUCUCUUUCAUGGUUUGCAGAUCAUAUUCUGCUAGACCAAGUUUGUUCCUUUUAGCAUAAUUUGAGGGUUAAUUCCCCAUAAAUUCUUACUUUGUCUUGUUCAUGUGUCGGUUUAGGUUUUCAAGAAAAACCCUCUUUUGUCUUGUCUCCUCAAAAUCAGUGGUUUAUUCUCCAUAAUAAAAGAGGGUUUUAUUCAAAUCCUGUCUCUCUCUUUCUCUAUAUAUUCUUUUACCUCUCGAAAAUGAUCAGAAGAGCUUUCUUAUUAUCUCUUCACCUACACACAUACGCAUAAGAGAAAGUUUGUCAAAGGAACUAGGGAUUAAGAUGAGCAAGAGUAAUCAUGCUGGUUCGGUGACGGGUUCUGAUAUAAUAGAUGCAAAAAUCGAACAACAUCAACUUUGUGGAUCCAAGAAGUGUCCCAGCUGCGGCCACAAGCUCGAGGGGAAACCACAGGAUUGGGUUGGUUUACCCGCAGGAGUGAAAUUUGACCCAACAGAUCAGGAAUUGAUGGAACAUUUAGAGGCAAAAGUCUUAGUUAAAGACAUUAAAUCUCACCCUCUCAUUGACGAAUUCAUCCCCACCAUUGAAGGAGAAGACGGCAUUUGCUACACUCACCCCGAGAAACUUCCCGGAGUGACUAGAGAUGGUUUAAGCAGACACUUCUUUCAUAGACCAUCAAAGGCGUAUACAACGGGAACAAGAAAGAGAAGGAAGAUUCAAACGGAAUGUGACAAUAAUAUGCAAGGAAGCGGUAGCUCCGGUGAGACGAGGUGGCAUAAGACCGGUAAGACAAGACCGGUUAUGGUAAACGGUAAGCAAAAAGGUUGUAAGAAGAUAUUGGUUUUGUAUACCAAUUUUGGUAAGAAUCGAAAACCGGAGAAAACCAAUUGGGUAAUGCAUCAAUAUCAUCUGGGGACACAUGAGGAAGAGAAAGAAGGAGAGCUUGUUGUGUCGAAGAUCUUUUAUCAGACUCAACCUAGGCAAUGUAAUUGGUCGUCUACGUCAAGCUUGAACGCUAUAGGCGGUGGAGGCGGUGAAGUGAAUAGCGGUGGAGGCGGCGGAGAGUAUCAUAUGAGGAAAGAUAGUGGAAAUACUAGUGGUGGGAGUUGUUCUUCGUCUAGAGAGAUUCUGAAUGUCAAUCAUCCAAACCAAUCUGAUGAAGUAGGUGGCGUUAUGGCUGUACCGGCUGCCGCUACGACGGUUCCGCCUGGUCUCCCGAGUUAUGCAAUGGAUCAACUUAGCUUUGUUCCUUUCAUGAAGAGCUUCGAUGAGAUGGCGAGGAGGGAAACUCCUCAGACUGGACAAGCUACAUGUGAAGAUGUUAUGGCAGAACAACAUCGUUUUCGUCAUCAUCAUCAUGCAUCACCCUCAGCAACACCAAAUCAUGGGGCUCAUGAUCAUCACCAUCCUCAACAUCAUCAUCAGCAACAACAACGGCAUCAUGCAUUCAACAUAAGCCAGCCUACACAUCCAAUAUCAACCAUCAUUUCUCCAUCCACGUCGCUUCACCAUGCCUCCAUUAAUAUCCUUGACGAUAAUCCUUAUCAUGUUCAUAGAAUCUUGCUCCCUAAUGAAAAUUUCCAGAUCCAACAACAACAUCAAGAAGGAGAAGAAGAACAUAAUGAUGGGAAGAUGGGAGCAAGGUCAGCUUCUGGACUGGAAGAACUCAUAAUGGGCUGCACUUCUUCUACCACUCAUCAUGAUGUAAAAGAUGGAUCAUCAUCAAUGGGGAACCAACAAGAAGCAGAAUGGUUGAAGUACUCAACGUUUUGGCCAGCCCCUGGCUCUUCUGACAAUCAAGAUCAUCAUGGGUAAUUGUGCAUUUUUCCAAUCUGAUGAUCAUGACCCACAUCACAAAAGGUUGUUACCAUCAAUAUCUAUCGUGAUGGUCAUGUCGUCAUCAACUUCAUGACAUCUCCAUAUCUAUCGAUCUUGGACAACCAAGUUAUAUAAUGCAUGAUUUUUACAUGGUGAAGCGGUUUUAAACAGCACCAAAAAUCAUAUGUUUUUGUUUGUUAUAUAUUCAAGAGGAUUUUGAUAUAAAAAGAAUUUUAAAAGGGGAGGAAAAAAAAGAAACCAAAGUAAUAAAAAGCAUGAGAAAAGCUGUUAUAUUCCAAAGAGAAGAGGAAAAAGCAAAGAAAAUUGCAUGAAAAUCAUCAAUAGUGCCAUAUAAAAUUAGAGAUCAAGUAUGUCCAUUAUAUAUUUAUUUUAAAAUUCGUUUCUUCUGUUAUUUGAAUUUCUUCUAUUGUCUUUUUCUUUGUUUUAUUAUUUAGGAUGAACUUAAUAGUUUAUUGUAUUUUUUGUUUAAUAUACAUAUGCUGGUAAAUAAAAUUAAUUACUUGUUACUAGGUUCCC
Molecule: messenger RNA, 8313 nt
Organism: Brassica rapa (field mustard)
Lineage: Eukaryota; Viridiplantae; Streptophyta; Magnoliopsida; Brassicales; Brassicaceae
Product: NAC domain-containing protein 75
Biological process (GO): regulation of DNA-templated transcription
Cellular component (GO): nucleus
Molecular function (GO): transcription cis-regulatory region binding; DNA-binding transcription factor activity
Source: RefSeq, a predicted model, not a curated record